ACUUCGCAAAAGACCAAAACAAAGUCUUUACAAAAGACCAAAACAGUUUCUUUAUGGUUUCCCACCGUUUAACGCUUUAGACGGGAAGUUUUUCAAAUCCAUCACUCGCUGCACUUGCUCUCCCGUUUCAAAUUUUCUCGGCGAAUUUUCUCGCACUUUCCGGCAUUCUUCCCAAACAGAAAGUUUCCGCUUCCGCUCCUUCUCCUCACAAGCUUGCGUCCCGAGUUGUUCUUCUUCGGCUGCUUCCACGUUCGGAUCUGUCCAGUCCGGUCGCUUGCUUCUUGCUUCAAUCGAUUCGAGAACUGUUUGGUUGCCGAGAAAGUUGACGAUUCUAUCAGAAUCGAGCUCAGCAUAGUGUGCCGUUUUAGUAACAAGACGAUCGGAGUGUGGUAGUGUCUCUGGAAGAUAGAGUUGUUGCCAGAGCCAUAGUUGGUUUCUCUUUGGAUGGCAGUCUGAAAAGGAAGAUGUGAAACAUUUACUUGACACUUGACAGAAGUAGAGAUCCUUCCACGAAUACCAGUAUACGUCUUGUGACCUGUUGAUUUCUUACCGAAGAUCCUUAGCUAUUUGUAUGUCAUAGAUCAUUCUUCUCUCUCUUUAUAAGCACCUGAUCUCUUGGAUUUUCCUGUGAGGGAUUGACGUUUAGUGAUUCAUGCGCGUAAUUCUCAAAAGGUGUUAAUUGGGCUGCAUGAUGAUCAAUAACUUGGGAAAUUGGGCUAAGAGCUGUUGAUGCAAUUUCUUAAUCACCAGAAUGAAGAAAUCGUAUGGCGGUAUUGUGGCUGCAUGUCUAUUCAUGCUGCUAGUUUUGAGAUAUGGCAUCAUAAACUAUCCUGCUGGGGAUAGUUUCUUAACCAAUGCAUUCUACACGAAUAUUAGUAAUCCUCUUGAAUGGUUAGAUACUACUCCACCUGCAGUUCAGAAUCCAGAGAAUACUGCUGAAGUGAUUUCUGGAGAGACUAUAGUCUUUAGCCUCUUUGCUCAGAGGAAUGUAUCCAAUGAAGAGCGGCAAAAUAUGCAGACAUGGAACCUUUUGAAACAUCUGAUUAAUCAAGCUCAUGGUUUGCCUAAUGGGGUGGAUGAUAAGGAAGCUGGAGUUGCAUGGAAUAGUCUUAUGGCUUCGGUUGAAGAGCAAAGACUUGGUUACACAAAUGAAAUUUCACCUGGGAAAGCAAAAGAAAAGCAAUGUCCUCAUUUUCUUAAUAAAAUGAAUGGGACAGGAUUCGACAAUAGUGUUUCUAAGUUGCGGGUCCCUUGUGGCCUAACUCAAGGUUCUUCAAUUACAGUUAUCGGCAUUCCGAAUGGACUUCUUGGAAACUUUCGAAUUGACUUGACAGGGGAGCCUCUUCCAGGGGAGCCCGACCCACCCAUUAUAUUGCAUUAUAAUGUUAGGCUAAAUGGUGAUAAGGUAACUGAGGACCCCGUAAUUGUCCAGAACACAUGGACUGUUGCUCAUGAUUGGGGUGAAGAGGAGCGUUGCCCAUCCCCAACUCCUGAAAAGAAUAAUAAAGUGGAUGAAUUGGACCAAUGCAACAAGAUUGUUGGAAAAACUGAAGAGCAGAGGAUGCGUUCCAAUGUUUCAAGGCAGGUUUCAACUGUGCAAGAUGGAUCAAAGUCCAGAAGAUACUUUCCAUUUAAGCAAGGUUAUCCAUUUGUUGCUACACUUAGAGUUGGUUCAGAAGGAAUCCAAAUGACCGUUGAUGGGAAGCAUCUAACAUCUUUUGCAUUCCGCGAAACUUUGGAGCCAUGGCUUGUUAAUGAAGUAAGGAUAUCUGGGGACUUGAAAUUAGUUUCUGUCCUAGCCAGCGGUUUACCCACAUCAGAGGAGUCGGAGAACAUAAUUAAUUUAGAAGAACUCAAAUCUGCACCUCUCUCUCCUCACAAACAAAUGGAUCUCUUUAUUGGUGUUUUCUCUACCGCAAACAAUUUUAAACGAAGGAUGGCAGUUCGAAGAACAUGGAUGCAGUAUGCAGCUGUGCGAUCAGGGGCAGUUUCAGUUCGAUUUUUUGUUGGUUUGCAUAAGAACCAAAUAGUGAACGAGGAGCUUUGGAACGAGGCACAAACCUAUGGAGACAUACAGCUGAUGCCUUUUGUUGAUUACUAUGGCCUCAUUACCUGGAAAACUUUGGCCAUCUGCAUCUUUGGGACGGAGGUUGUUUCAGCGAAGUUCGUUAUGAAGACGGAUGACGAUGCAUUUGUUCGUGUGGAUGAAGUGCUAGCUUCCUUACACAGGAUCAAAGUGAAUCGUGGCUUGCUCUAUGGCCUCAUUAACUCAGAUUCUCGACCUCAUCGAAGUCCAGAUAGCAAGUGGUAUAUCAGCAAUGAGGAAUGGCCUGAAGCAACUUACCCACCUUGGGCGCACGGUCCUGGUUAUGUGGUAUCGAAUGACAUAGCAAAGGCAGUUUCCCAGCGAUAUAAAAAGGGCAGAUUAAAGAUGUUUAAGCUGGAAGACGUGGCGAUGGGUAUCUGGAUCGCGGAUAUGAAAAAGGAGGGUCUAAACGUACGGUAUGAGAAGGAAGAGAAGGUCUACAACGAAGGAUGCAAGGACGGGUAUGUCGUUGCACAUUACCAAGGUCCCAGGGAGAUGCUGUGUCUCUGGCAGAAAAUUCAAGAAGGGCAAGUUGCUAAAUGCUGUGGUGGUGAUAGGUAGACACAGUUAGAUCAUUCGUUCCAUAUCGGAACCUUUUAGUCGCGAUCAACCUCCGAAGUUGAAGAGAGAAAUCUUGGUUAGCCCGAUCAUUUUGUCUGAGAGUAGAUGACCGAGAUUGACCAAAGCCGAGACCCUACCAAGGCGCUAACUAAAAGAGGAGAGAGUUGUUUCAGUAACGAGCCUACGAUUGCUGUAUAUUUUAGUUCAUACUAUGUAGCAACGCCAUAGGAUAUAGUAAUAGAGGUGGAGUUGAUGUAUAGAAUUCACGCGCAUACAAAUCUAUCUGGACAAGAAACCAUGCUGAGAAAUUGCAAUCUCGAAUGCCUGAA
Molecule: messenger RNA, 2976 nt
Organism: Malus domestica (apple)
Lineage: Eukaryota; Viridiplantae; Streptophyta; Magnoliopsida; Rosales; Rosaceae
Product: beta-1,3-galactosyltransferase GALT1
Cellular component (GO): Golgi membrane
Molecular function (GO): UDP-galactose:N-glycan beta-1,3-galactosyltransferase activity; carbohydrate binding
Source: RefSeq, a predicted model, not a curated record